Messenger RNA from Desarmillaria tabescens, 3313 nucleotides. Its product is annotated as NRPS-like enzyme. The record is from RefSeq and is a predicted model, not a curated record. Lineage: Eukaryota; Fungi; Basidiomycota; Agaricomycetes; Agaricales; Physalacriaceae. The transcript is spliced from 19 exons. Bases 173 to 3064 code for a protein of 963 amino acids.
CUGCUGCUGAAGCCAUACAAUUGUGUAUUAAAUCUCGAAACGAGCGCCCGUGAUACCGGUGCUCGGGAAAUGCGGUAUUCACGCCCUCAUUAUGUCGACAGAUCUGACACCAUAGGAAUACCCUGCUGGACUAUAUAAACGCAAAUGACGUGACGCAGACGUUAACUUCGAAAUGUCACUACCGGCCCCCCAAGGCGUUGCGUCUCCAACUUUCAAAGCUCCUCCGCUCGAUGGGUCGCUAACAUUCCCAGAAUUACUCGACUACAAUGCCAUCCAUAGCCCUAAACACCCCUGGUUUCGUUACGAUGAUCUUGACAAUAGUGGUUUUCGUACCAUAUCUUGGGAAGAGGGCGUCGCUGCCAUCCACACUGCUGGACACUACUUCAAGAGAUACAUCCGCGGCGAAGCUCCCGUUACGAUAGGUAUUCUAGCCAAUACCAAUUCGAUCACCUACUCCGCGGUAAUCACUGGGUUGAUGCGUCUCGGGUUCAUUCCUUUCCCUAUUUCACCCCGUAACUCUGCUGCUGCGGUCGCCCAUCUGCUGAAGUCCACAAACUGCAAACACCUAGCCGUCGGCCAGGAUGUAUCCUUGCAAAAAGUGGCAGACAUGGUCUGCCAUCAAUUCUGGGAAACUGAUGUUGACGACAAGAUCACUACCGUGCCAAUGCCCUGCUUCGGCGAUCUCUUCUCUGAAAAACCGGGGGCAUAUGAACCACUCCCUCCUGUACGGCCUGAUUGGUCCCAAACAGCGUUCAUUAUGCAUUCUUCAGGAACAACGCGCUUUCCCAGUCCUAUCUACGCCACGCACAAGAACUUGUUACACCAUGCUGUGAGACCAUAUUAUGGAGAUAUGGACCUAUGUGGCCAAGUGCACGCAGCCCAAGCAACUCCUGUGUAUCACGUGAUGGGCUUUGUUUCUAUCACGAAUUCAACCGCAACGGGUUCUGUUAUGGCCUGCUUUCCUCCGGUAGAGCCGCCUGUGAUACCAACGGCUGAGCGCCUUCUAUCUAGCAUAAUUAACACCGGAACAACCGUAGUGUUCGCCAUUCCUUCAUUCCUGGUGGAAUGGGCCCGGGAUCCACAGGCGGUCGAGGUUUUGAAAGCUGCCACCGCAGUUAUUUAUGGUGGCGGUCCCUUAGAGAAGGACGUUGGUGAUAUUCUCGUCGCAAACGGUGUCUUUCUAUUCUCUGUCUAUGGACUCACUGAAUCCACGGUAUCUAUGGUUAUGCCUGACAGUAUUCCUGCCGAAGGAUGGGAGUGGAUGAGGGUGGCAAGAAAUGUCGACGUCGCUUUGGUGCCAACAGACGAGCAGGAUAUCUACCGUUUGUACGUAAAGGAUGGACCAUUGCACUCGCCAGCGGUCUUCGACUCUGAGAUAGACGGAGUCAAAGCCUUUGACACGAAAGACUUGGUGCAGCUACAUCCUUCAAACCGCAAUUUAUUCAAGGUCUAUGGACGGGCUGAUGAGCAGAUCAUGCACAGCACAGGGGAAAAAACAAACCCUGUCCCAAUCGAGGCUGGCCUAGUCACGGAUAAGCGUAUAGCGGCAGCCAUGAUGUUUGGUCGUUCCAAAUUCCAGCCGGGUGUUCUCAUUUUACCCACUCCGGAGGAAGCCUUCGACCCGAGUGAUACCGUGCGACUUGCGGAAUACCGAGCUAGCAUCUGGGAUACUAUCAUGAAAGUUAACGAGCAGGCACCUCAGCAUUCUCGAAUCUACAAGGAGAUGAUUAUUGUUGCGAACCCGGUGAAGCCUUUCGAAUUCACUACAAAAGGAUCUCUGCGACGCCAGGCCGUGUUGAAAGCAUACGAGCAAGAAAUUGAGUCUCUGUAUAAGACUGUCGACGAAGUGUCGCAGACGGACGUUGUCAUUCCGCAGCUAUGGACUUUGAGGAACGUCGUGACCAUGGUUAGGGAUAUUGUCACAGCAGUCUUCGAACGGAAAAUAGGCGACUCCGAUGAUAUUUUCUUAGCGGGAGGUGAUAGCUUAACAGCGACGUCUAUCCGAAACUCCCUUCUUCGUGCGCUUCGGAAAUCUAAAGUAGUCCCCUUGGUCGUCAUCAGGGCUCUACCACAUAACUUCGUCUUCGAUCUUCCUUCCAUUGCCGGUAUGAGCGCUUUCAUCCACGGAAUUGUGGUGGGUGCACAUGCUGCGCCGGGAGUUGGACCGGCUGGCAAGAGCGACGAGGCCGAUGCGUACCCUGAGAUCGAUUCUGUUCCCGAUCUUGGUCAAAGCCUAGUCAAGUUACGACAAGGUGGAGGCGAGCCACCUUUGAUUAUGCUCCACGGCGCCGGAGGAUUAUAUUUCGAAUACGUUUUCUUCGCCGAGAAGUUCAGGACGGCGGUUUGGACUAUGACCGUCACACCCGAUACUCCCCUGGCAUCCCUAAACGAGUUGGCAGCUUUCUAUUUUGCCAAGAUCAAAGCGGAAAGACCCACCGGUCCGUACCGUUUAGCGUCCUACUCAGCAUCUAGCAUUCUCCUCGUUGUACUCGUGAAAAUGUUUGAGGACAACGGUGAUGAAGUCGUCCAGGCUACCAUGCUUGACCACUUCCCGGCGAUGUUCGUGUACCUGGCUAAUCAGUUUGGGAAUCCGGACCCGAGGGUGCCGCAGAAUAACAAGACGAUGCUUGACGCUGGCAUAGCGGCCAUUGGAGGGAUGAUGGAGCGGGAUUCAAACCGUGAUACGCUCCGUCGGACAAAGGACCUUCUUCUGGAAGCCUGGAAUGGCGGUGCCGCUAACGAGAUUUCACGGAAAUCAGUUGGUACCAUCAAGGCGUAUAUCACUGCCGUCACUGAGUUUGUUCAUGAUUUGACUACGGACGAGACGGGUGCCGCUUCGGUGGAGCUGAUGGCACAAUGGAUGAGGACGGUGAAGGUGCCGAUAACGGUGGUCGUUGCGCCGGAAGGGGUGGCACCAAGUGUUUCUGAAGAAGAUCGGGAGAUGUGGGCAGACCUUGGCGUGAAGCAAUGCCUUCCAAAUGCGCGGGUUGUUUUUGUCAAAGGGGGCCACUACGAGUUUUUGACAGACGAUGUUGUUAUACGACUGCUACAAGAAGGUUACUGAACUUCGUAGAUGUGGGUAUUACUUCAAACGUACCAAGCGGAUUAGGGUUCUCGUUAGACAACUUUAUGUAAUUAGAAGUAGAGCAGUCUUUGCUUUCUUCUCGACAUCGUUGGUGCUGCUCAACGAACCGUAGUUGUAUAUUUGAUUUUACAUGUUCGCACGAAAGGCGAAUCACUGAUACAAGUUUUAUCCCAUUUGAACGCAGUUUAUGUAAUUUUUGUUGCAAUAAGUGCUUCGUGUAAUUUCUUG